CUAAAACAAGUUGUGGCAAGCUGUCUUAGUGUGAUUUAAAUCUAAUAGCAGAGUAUCAAAAUUAAUCAUGUUCAUCAUGCUCAAAUAUAUUAUUCCUUUGAUUGUCAUUUUACUUAAUUUUAAUUAUGCUUCGGCUGAUGGUGAAACACUCGUUUUACUUGACAAUUUGGCCAUCAGAGAAACACAUUCCAUAUUUUUUAAAUCCUUGACCGAUCGUGGAUUUACGUUAACUUACAAGGUAGCUGAUGAUCCCACCCUGACUCUGAUAAAGUAUGGUCAACCUGUUUACAAGCAUUUGAUUAUCUUCUCUCCUUCAGUUGAGGAAUUCGGUGGUAGUCUUAGUGUCUCAGCAAUCACUGAUUUUAUUGACAAUGGAGGUAAUGUUCUCGUCGCAGCUAGUAGCAAUGUUGGAGAUGCAAUUCGGGAACUUGCUGCUGAGAAUGGAUUUGAAAUUGAUGAGGAGAGUACCGCUGUAAUUGAUCAUCUAAACUUUGAUGUCAAAGAUGACGGUUCCCACACACUUAUUGCCACUGAUUCUGCUAAUUUACUUGAUGCUCCCUUAAUUGUCGGUGACAAAAAGAAACUCAAUCCUAUUUUAUUCCGUGGUACUGGAAUGAUUUCUGAUCAAAACAAUCCACUUGUCUUGGAUAUUCUCAGAGCUUCAUCAACUGCAUAUUCUUACAAUCCAACCAAGAAAAUAACUGAGUAUCCUCAUGCCGUUGGACGCAACACUUUACUUAUCUCUGCUCUUCAAGCCCGUAAUAAUGCAAGAGUGCUUUUCACAGGAUCUUUAGAUCUUUUUAGCGACAAAUUAUUCCGUAGCUCUGUUCAAAAGUUUAAUUCCAAGCAAAUUCACCAAAAAUCUGGCAAUGAAGAGCUCUGUAUCGCCCUUUCCAAAUGGGUAUUCAAAGAAGAGGGUGUCUUACGUGUGGGUAAAGUUGAACACCAUAAAGUUGGUGAAACAAGUCCACCAGAAUCAUACACUGUCAUGGAAGAUGUUGUUUUUUCAAUUGUUGUCGAAAAAUUAGAUAAAGGUAAAUGGGUGCCUUACAUUGCGGAUGAUAUUCAACUUGAAUUUGUUAGAAUCGAUCCAUUUGUUAGAACCAAUUUACAAAAGAAAGGUGAUAAAUAUGUUGCACAAUUUCGCAUCCCUGAUGUUUAUGGGGUUUAUAAAUUUGUCGUUGAUUACCAAAGGAUUGGUCUAACUCAUCUAUAUAGCAGUACUCAAGUUUCCGUUCGUCCUCUUCAACAUACACAAUAUGAACGCUUUAUUAGAUCAGCUUAUCCUUAUUAUUUCAGUGCUUUCUCUAUGAUGUUUGGUACCUAUCUUUUCAGCUAUGUUUUUCUUUAUCACCGAGAUGCAACAAAACAAAAAGAUGAAUAAUUAAUUAAUUAACUUUAGUGAACCUCCUAACAAGAGGAUCUUAAUAAUAUAACAAAUGCUAAUUAAUCUACUCCUUUUCGCUAUUCAUUCUAAUUAUAUAUUGGUUAAUUUAUAUAUUAAAUAAAAUUGUAAUUGAAAAACUGAAA
This is a messenger RNA of Tetranychus urticae (two-spotted spider mite), 1530 nucleotides long. RefSeq names its product dolichyl-diphosphooligosaccharide--protein glycosyltransferase non-catalytic subunit Ost48 (gene Ost48). The record is from RefSeq and is a predicted model, not a curated record. Lineage: Eukaryota; Metazoa; Arthropoda; Arachnida; Trombidiformes; Tetranychidae. Gene Ontology annotation, cellular component: endoplasmic reticulum membrane; oligosaccharyltransferase complex.